Molecule: messenger RNA, 13895 nt
Organism: Mytilus trossulus (common blue mussel)
Lineage: Eukaryota; Metazoa; Mollusca; Bivalvia; Mytilida; Mytilidae
Product: fibrillin-2-like
Exons: 97
Coding region: 392-13018 (4208 amino acids)
Biological process (GO): heterophilic cell-cell adhesion; establishment or maintenance of epithelial cell apical/basal polarity
Cellular component (GO): plasma membrane; extracellular region; protein-containing complex
Molecular function (GO): calcium ion binding; chitin binding
Source: RefSeq, a predicted model, not a curated record
AAAGUCAAGAUCUAUGAUUACUUCACUAUUCAGAGGAGAUAUGCCCAUCCUCUGGGCUAAAACAAUACAGUGAUGUAUGGUUCAGUGGUUUCGGAGACAGCGAAAAGUUAAGGUACACUGUCCUUGGGGCCGAUUUUGAAAGAUGAAAGUGAUAAAUAUAUUCAGUUAGCAAUAUUUCACCUCAUUAGAACAUACAAAGUUUCAUAUACACCCUAGUCGAGAGGAUAGUACACAUACAGCUUCAUAGUCGCUUUAAAGUGGGAUUCUGGUGGAAAAGUAUUUAAUUGACAAAAAGGAGCAUACAAAUUAAGAAUUACAUUACUACAUCUUGGAAGAGUGAAAUGAAAAGAUAAAUUUUGUGAAAAUAAGUUUCUUUUUGGAUUUAUGAACAAUGGAUCAACGUCCAGAAUGGAUAGAUCGGUUCAGGAGUGACACACUUCCAAGAGCACACACUGAUGACGAUUAUUGGAGAUCAUCUUCGACGCCAACACGGUACCAAGAAAACCAGUAUGAUCAUGCAUUUGGGGGAGGAGGUGGAGGAGGCGGAGGGGGAGGAGGAGGAGGAUUACACAGACAUGAAAAAAGACAUCAUCAUUCUCAUCACAAUAGUAGCCGUGCCGUCGACGGUGACGGGGUAGAUGGUUACGGAAAUUCUACAAGUAAUUCCACAUUAAACAGUCGGAAAUCCUUACGUGGCUCUGAUAAAAAGAGACAGAGAAAGUGUGGAUUAGUUAUUUUAUUAUUAUUAGGUGCUUUGUUAGUUGCUUUCGGGAUUGGACUCUUAGUGUAUUUCUUAUUACUAGAUUCGGCAGGUAUUACAACUUCAGCACAAACAGAUCCCAAUUCAGCCAGUGUAUCAGUUCCUGUUUAUAAUGAGACAUAUUUAUCUUCUAUGAGCAAUUCAUCAUCAGCUGACUUUAAAAGAAUUGCUCAUCCAUUUUGUAAUGAGGUUGAUGGGUAUUUUAUGAAAAGUGCAUUGGGGGAACGAUACAAAAGAUGUGUUGUUAAAGAAAUUACAGCUAAUACACAACCCAUCAACUGCAAGUGUUCAGGCCUCAUCAAUCUAGCGUCUGGGAAGUCCAUCAAUGUCAAGUUUGAUCUUGGAUUUGUUGGGGAUGUCUCAGAUGCUGAAAUCUUGGCCAUCAUCAGAGAAAAAGCACAGAAAAAGAUUAAAGAUGGAUUUGAGCUGUCAUAUAUUAAAGACUUUUUGGUUAAUGUGCAAACUAAAACAGAAACAACAACAAAAAUUCCUGACUAUGGAAUAAUAGAUGCAACCAUAGCAAAUUUGGACGUAAAGGUGUUUAACCUGACCUGGGUCCAAGAGCUGACAGAUAAUACAACAUAUGACUUUUUACGUCAUGCUGAACCAUUUUGUGCAGAUCUUGAUGCCAUAUUUAAAGACAGUGUUCUUAAAGACAAGUAUUACAGUUGUCGGGUUAUUCAGUUCAGGAAUGGUCAACACAAUUAUGUCACAGUACAACUCAGGUUCCAAGGAUUGUCAUCUCCGGGAAUGAAGGAACUAGUUCUAAAUAUUAUAAAAGACAGAGCUAAAAGAAUUAUGGUAAACCAAAAGGAGUUACGAAUGAUAGGAACCCUUCUGAUUGAACCUGUUAGUGCUUCAUUAGAUAUUAUAAAUGGUACAAUUGACCUAGAUCCAUCACCAACUCCGCCUGUAAGGCCAACACCCAGCCUUCCUCCAGACACACGUAUGUUGUUAGCUGAAGUAACAGUAUACAUAUAUAACCUGACAUGGAAUGAUGGCCUGAAGUCUCUAUCACCGGGUUCACCUGCCUCAAGUUUAGCAUUCAGAUUCUGUAAAGAUAUGGAAAGAUUUCAUAAUAAUGAUCCUGCAUACAAAGGAUGCAAAAUGUUACAGUUCAUAUCACCAGAUCCAAGUAAAAGUUACACUAAAGCUAGGUUUCAGUUGCAGUACUCCUACCCAUACACAUUUACAGCCGAUAAAGUUGUGUCACUCAUCAAGACCAAUGCACCAGGACCUUAUAUGAAACCUGAUCUGGAUGCCUCAGGACAGAACCUAGGCACAUGGCUAGUAGGGGACUUAUUGGUCAUAUUAGAAGGUGUCCAGACAGCUGUGGACCUGACCACUAGUGUUACUAUCAUGCCACACACCACUGCUAGUCCAUUGAUAACAGGAAGUAUUGUAACAUCUACUGUAUAUGUAGGUCAAGGAACACCAUCACUGCCACCAGCCACCAUUGGAGGAACAACCACAGUCUAUGUUCUCUAUGAUUCUACACAUGCCAAUCUGACCUAUGGGUUGUAUGAUUUCCAGUGGACACCAGAUCUUAUGGACAAAACUUCUUAUCAGUUUGCUAAUCUUCAAAGAGACUUUUGUGAUGAUUUGCAGGCCUAUUUUAGUGUAUCCAACCUUCAAGGUCAUCUUAAAGAGUGUAUGAUAGAUAACUUCAAUAAAUUUCCGACCAAUGUGAACUUUCACCUUAUUUUCGACACCCCAUACGGUCAAUACCUAAAGGACAAUAUGACUCAGGUAUUACGAGAUAUAGCUCCUCAUAACAGGAAGGGAAGCUUUGAUCUGAUUGAUGUUGGUGAUCUCAAGCUGAUAUGGGGUCGAGGUGAUUCCUUCAUAAUCCCUACAAACUAUACGAUGUCUGCCACAGCCACUAUACCACCAUGGGUAACCACAUCACCUCCUGUUAUACCGUAUUCUGCUACACGACAUGAAUACAUAUGUCACUUAUACAACAAAACCUUGCCACAGGAAUACUCAGAUCCUACUACCUACAUGUUUAAUCAACAACAAGAAAACAUGUGUAAAGAUGUGGUCCGUCUGUUCAAUCAGACUGCAUUCCAGUCAGAAUAUUUAAAAUGUGAGCUGAAUGAUUUCGGAUUCGCAGUACCUAAGACAAUUAAAUUCAGCACAUACCAUGCAGCUGCUUUGAGUCAAAACUAUGCACAAUUAGUUUUGGAAGCACUACAGAACAAAGCUCCUAAAGCCUAUCUAGAAGGAGAUAAUUAUUUCCGAUUAGGGAACCUAUUACUUGGAACGGGAACCUGUCAGAUUACAGUCCAUGCUAGCAAUUAUACAUUUGAAUAUUCCAGGACUAUUGGACCAUCCAUUACAGCUACCGCUGGACCUACAACCUCAUACACACUGGUUCCUUGUAUGGCCAAUCCAUGUGCCAAUGGUGGUAUUUGUAUGGGUAACAGUGUGGGAGGAUACAUUUGUCAAUGUCCAAUAGGAUUUACAGGCACUAACUGUCAAGAAGAUGUAAAUGAAUGUGUUGUCAACUUGUGUCAGAAUGGAGGAUCUUGUGUGAACACAUUUGGAGGAUACUAUUGUAAAUGUCCGACAGGGUGGUCAGGAUCUCAUUGUGAUAUGGAUUUCAACGAAUGCCAGAAUCCUAAUCAGUGUCUCUAUGGGGGCACAUGUGUAAACACACCAGGGUCAUACUUAUGUAUGUGUGUCAAUGGCAGAUCUGGAACCAAUUGUGAAUUAGAUAUAAAUGAAUGUUUACAAUUUGGAAUCUGUCAGAAUGAAGGAGCAUGUGUAAACAGACCUGGUGAUUUCUUCUGCUCAUGUAAACCAGGAUGGACUGGCACUCUGUGUGACAUUGAUUUGAAUGAAUGCAAGGUUAAUAUCUGCCAACAUGGAGGUUCCUGUAUGAAUACUCUUGGGUCAUUCAAAUGUCAAUGUCCCCCUGGUUGGACUGGACAGUACUGUGAACGAGAUAUAAUGGAGUGUGUGGAAUACCCUGGUAUAUGUUUCAAUGGUGGAUCUUGUAUAAAUCUACAAGGCAGUUAUGAUUGUCGAUGUAUUCAGGGAUGGAUGGGUCAGAACUGUACUACAGAUGUCAUUGAGUGUGCUAUAGAACCUUGCCUGAAUGGUGGUAUUUGUAAGGAGUUACUUGGCGACUAUAAAUGUACUUGCCCACCUGGGUAUAAGGGCAAGAAUUGUGGACUAGAGAUAAACGAAUGUGCUGAGUUUGUUGAUAUUUGUCAUAAACAUGGUCAGUGUAUAAAUACAGUGGGAUCAUACCAGUGUAUCUGUAAUAAUGGAUGGACUGGGGUCAACUGUUCUGUCGAUAUCCCUGAUUGUGUGAAUAAUCCAUGUUUGAACGGUGGAAGUUGUGUAGAUAAUCCGGGCUAUUAUGACUGUAUGUGUCUACCUGGCUUUGAUGGAGUUCAUUGUCAAGAAGACAAGAAGGAAUGUUUGAUGGGCCCAUGUUUGAAUGGUGGGUCUUGUUACGAGACCUUGGGAUCAUAUUACUGUACAUGUCCUGAUGGUUUUGAAGGUCCAAACUGUAAUUUAGACAAAAACGAAUGCUUAGCUAAUCCUUGUCUAAAUAGUGCUACUUGUAACAAUGUGUUUGGUAGCUUCUAUUGUACCUGUACUCCUGGUUUCAAAGGAACACUGUGUGGAACCACUUCCUCGUGGUGUGUUGAACGUCAGCCUUGUCAGAAUGGUGCCCAAUGUAAUGACUUAGUUGGUUCUUACCAAUGUGUAUGUUCUCCUGGUUGGGAGGGAGUUAACUGUCAGAUAGACAAAGAUGAGUGCUUUGCUAAUGUAUGUGGCAUUGAUGCCACAUGUGUCAACACAGUCGGAAGUUUUGUUUGUAGUUGUCCCGAUGGUAGGAGUGGACCAUUCUGUAAAGAAGAUGUGAAUGAAUGUCUGACAAAUCCAUGUGAAAAUAAUGCCAACUGCAGCAACACACCUGGGUCAUACAUGUGUAUCUGUCCUCCAGGAUGGACUGGUGUGAGAUGUAACGUAGAUUACAAUGAAUGUUCAAGUAUGCCAUGUCAAAAUGGAGCUUCUUGUAUCAACAGACCAGGCUUCUAUGAAUGUUUGUGUAGACCGGGUUAUUAUGGCAACAAUUGUGUUUUUGAACGUGAUGAAUGUUCCAACAAUCCCUGUAAAAAUGGUGCCAAGUGUUACAACACACCAGGAUCAUAUACCUGUCUUUGUAACGAGGGAUGGCACGGACAAAACUGCACAAUAAAUACAGAUGAAUGUGCUGUCUUAACAACUCCUUGUUUGUUUGGUGGAUCUUGUAUGGACACUAUGGGAGGAUACAAUUGUAUAUGUCCUCCGGGACGGACUGGUCCAAUUUGUGGAGAUGAUCGAAAUGAAUGUGUGACCAAUCCAUGUAUAAACAAUGGUUCCUGUAUCAAUACUGAUGGUUCUUAUACAUGUAUCUGUCUCCCAGGCUGGGCGGGACAAGAUUGUUCAGGAGAUGAUAAUGAAUGUUUGGGUAUAACACCUGUGUGCUACAAUGGAGGGACCUGUACCAAUACAUUUGGAUCCUUCCUGUGUUCGUGUCCCCCCGGAUGGAAGGGUCCACAGUGUAAUAGAGAUGUGAAUGAGUGUGAGACUGGUAUUAUUUGUAAACAUGGAGGAACAUGUCUGAACCAUCCAGGGUCAUUUACAUGUAACUGUGCUCAAGGUUGGACAGGGACAUACUGUGAAACUGAUUUCAAUGAAUGUGGUUCCAACAACCCAUGUACCAAUGGAGCUUCCUGUAUAAACGUGAAUGGAUCAUUCAGGUGUGAAUGUGUUCCAGGUUUUACAGGAGUUACCUGUUCUGCUGAUUAUCUUGAAUGUAAGGAUGUGACUCCUAUCUGUGAGUACGGUGGCAAGUGUACGGAAACUUUUGGAAGUUACUACUGUGAUUGUCCACCAGGGAGAACGGGAAACAAUUGUGAAAUAGGUAUUGAUGAAUGUUUGACAAGACCAUGUGUUAAUGGAGGUACAUGUGUUGAUACUGAUGUUGGAUUUAAUUGUAUCUGUCCACAAGGUGUCACUGGAAACUUCUGCCAGUUUGAUAUCAACGAAUGUCAGUCCAAUGUCAAUCCCUGCAUGAACGGAGCUUCAUGUAUCAAUAGAGUUGGUUCUUAUUUCUGUCAAUGUCCAUUGGCUUGGAAUGGUAAAAACUGCAACAUAGAUGUAGAUGAAUGUAAGGCUAUAACUAUCCCUUGUCUUCAUGGAGGAACCUGUUACAACACCCUAGGCUCAUACAACUGUCAAUGUAAGAAAGGUUACCAGGGUCCUAUCUGUGCUGAUGACAUUGACGAGUGUUCUUUGGCGGUCAGCGUAUGUUUACAUAAUGGAACUUGUAUUAACACAGAUGGAUCUUAUGUAUGUCAGUGUCCAAUAGCAUGGAACGGGGAUAGUUGUGAAACUGAUACUAAUGAGUGUUCACUGUACAGACCCUGUAGAAAUGGGGGAACCUGUAAUAAUAUUGAGGGGUCUUAUGUUUGUAUGUGCCCACCUGGCUGGACAGGGAAAGACUGUGAAACAGAUCUGAACGAAUGCACACAGUUAAAUGCCCCAUGCAUGAAUGGAGGAACAUGUCUUAAUACCAGAGGGUCAUUUCAAUGUAUCUGUCCACAAGGAUGGACAGGAAAUACAUGUAUGGUUGAUGUUGAUGACUGUGUAUUUAAUCCCUGUCUUCAUGAGGGCACCUGCUUGAAUACACUUGGAUGGUACCAGUGUUUCUGUAAACCUGGAUGGACUGGUCCCCGGUGUGAUGUUGAUAUUGAUGAAUGUUUGGUAAAUCCUUGCAUGAACAAUGGAACCUGUAUAAACAGCUAUGGAUCUUACUACUGCAGAUGUCCUAGUGGAUGGACAGGGGACAACUGUUUGAUGGAUCAAAAUGAAUGUAGUUUAUACAAUCCCUGUAUGAACGGAGCUCAAUGUCUAAAUCUAGCUGGAUCCUAUCAGUGUCGAUGUGCACCUGGAUGGUCAGGAGUUAAUUGUCAAAUAGAUGUAAAUGAGUGUUUCGCUGCAACCAAUCCGUGUUUUAAUGGAGGAUCCUGCGUUAACAAUAUGGGAAGUUACACAUGUUUCUGCACAGAAGGAUGGGAAGGAGCAUUUUGCACUACAGAUAAAAAGGAAUGUAUUUUAUUCCCAAAUAUCUGUAAGAAUGGUGGAAAUUGUAUAGAAAUGGAAGGUUCCUAUAGGUGUGACUGUGCUAAAGGAUGGACUGGUAAACAUUGUGGUAUUGAUGACGAUGAAUGCAAGCUGAUCACAUGUCUAAACAAUGGAAUGUGCAAGAAUACGAACGGAUCUUAUAUCUGUAACUGUGCUGACGGUUGGACAGGAGAUAGCUGUCAGUUUGAUCGUGAUGAAUGUUCUCUAGAUAGGCCUUGUUUGAAUGGAGCUACUUGUACUAAUACCCCUGGGGGUUACGUUUGUAAUUGUGCAGCAGGAUUUUAUGAAAAGAAUUGUCAAAGCGAAUAUAACGAGUGUAGUUCCUUCCCUUGUUUGAAUGGAGCCCAGUGUGUGGACCAUCCAGGAUAUUAUGAAUGUAUUUGUAGACAAGGCUGGCAAGGAACUAGAUGUGACAUAGAUGUCCAAGAAUGCCUGAUACAAAUAGAGAUAUGUAAUUUCCAUGGUAACUGUACUGAUUUAGCUGGUUCAUACAAGUGUGACUGUGAUCCAGGAUGGUUUGGAGAUCAGUGUGGCAAAGACAAAGAUGAAUGCUUACAGAAUCCAUGUGUUAAUGGCGCCACAUGUCUAAAUACUGCUGGAUCCUAUACAUGUCAAUGUGGUCCUGGCUGGACAGGGAAACACUGUGAACUAGAUGUUGACCUGUGUAAAUCUAUUACAUGUUUGAAUGGAGGAUCGUGUGCUGCUGAAAGACUUGGAUCUUAUAGUUGUGUGUGUUUACCUGGAUGGACUGGUCAAUUCUGUGGUACAAAUAUAAAUGAAUGUCUCCAGGUUCCUGCUGUUUGUCAAUUUGGCGGUAUAUGUAAAGAUUUACCAGGGUCUUACGAGUGUAAAUGUGCACAGGGUUACAAAGGUCCAAACUGUGAAGGAUACAUUGAUGAGUGUAAAGAAGGCACAUAUCCAUGUAUGAACGGGGGAACAUGUGUGGACCUACCUCCAGCACAAGGCUUCUAUGAAUGUAUCUGUCCAACUGAAUGGGCGGGACCAAACUGUAAUAAUGAUACGGAUGAGUGCCGCACUAACCCAUGUUUGAACCUUGGCACCUGUGUGAACACCAACGGAGGAUUUACGUGUAACUGUCGGGACGGUUGGACGGGACCUGUGUGUGGAACAGAUUUCAAUGAAUGUUCCCGUAAUCCAUGUAAAAACGCAGGCACCUGUAGUAAUCUUAUAGGAUCUUACAUGUGUCAGUGUGCACCAGGCUGGACAGGUCAAAACUGUGAUGUUGAUAUCAAUGAGUGUAUAAACAAUCCCUGUUUACAUAAUGGCACCUGUCGUAACUUAAUGGGUACUUAUGAAUGUAUAUGUACAACACAAUGGACUGGUAAAAAUUGUGAAGCAGAUUUGAAUGAGUGUUUACAGAUUACAUGUUACAAUGGCGGAACUUGUACAAACUUGAGCGGUUCUUAUAAAUGUAACUGUCCUGAUGGGAAAUACACAGGAGAAUUCUGUGAAUUAGAUGUGGAUGAAUGUGUUACAUUACGACCCUGCAAGAAUGGUGGUUCCUGUUUUAAUUUAAUGGGCUCAUACAGAUGUCAGUGUCCCCAGGGCUGGUAUGGAAAUGACUGUGAACUAGAUCGUAAUGAAUGUGACAGUGUUCCUAGUCCUUGCAGAAAUAGUGGUACAUGCAUCAACAAUGAUGGAUCUUAUACAUGUCUUUGUAAUCAGUUCUGGAAAGGACCAUACUGUGAUAUUGAUAUAAAUGAAUGUUUGGCGGUUGGAAACAAUCCUUGUUCUAACAAUGGUUUAUGUAAGAACACAGACGGUGGUUUCUACUGUGACUGCACUGGUACUGGGUUUGAAGGAGACCGAUGUCUGAUUGAUAAGAAUGAAUGUCUCCUAAAUCCAUGUUUGAAUGAUGGCUCGUGUAUAAACACACCAGGUUCUUAUGUAUGUCAAUGUCUUCUUGGAAGGACUGGUCCAACCUGUGGUAUUGAUGUGGAUGAAUGCCUUACGAGUCCAUGUCAGCAUGAAGGAGUAUGUACCAAUACAAUGGGAUCCUAUAGUUGUCAGUGUACAGAGUACUGGAAAGGAGCAGAAUGUACUAUAGAUGUAAAUGAAUGUGUAGAGAAGAUAAACGUUUGUAUGAAUGGAGGAUUCUGUAUAAAUCUGUCUGGAAACUUUACAUGUCAAUGUGCACCAGGGUUCACUGGACAUAGAUGUGAAAAGGAAAUUGAUGAAUGCUUGUCUUUGAGUGGUAACCCUUGUUUGAAUGGAGGUAAUUGCAUCAAUACAGAAGGAUCUUACAUGUGUCAGUGUCUCCCAGGCUGGACAGGAACAAAUUGUGAUGUUGAUAUAAAUGAAUGUUUUACUCGACCAUGCCAAAAUGGAGGCACAUGUACAAACACACAAGGAUCCUACACAUGUGCAUGUCUGGCUGGCUGGACUGGUCCAAUGUGUGAAAUAGACGUGAAGGAAUGUCUGCAGAGUCCAUGUUCCAAUGGUGCUACAUGUAUCAACAGUGCUGGAUCUUUCUCUUGUCAAUGUCCAACAGGCUGGAGUGGACCUCUCUGUACUAUAGAUAUCAAUGAAUGUGUGAGUUUCCCAUGCCAGAAUGGCGGAACAUGUAACAAUAUACCUGGCGGUUACACAUGUACCUGUCUACCUGGGUAUACAGGGAACAACUGCAUCACUGAUAUUGAUGAAUGUUUAGAAGUAACCUGUUUAAAUAGCGGCUCAUGUAUAAAUACAGCAGGGUCAUUCCAGUGUUUAUGUGGCCAAGGAUGGAAAGGAGACUUCUGUGAAAUAGAUAUUGACGAGUGUCUACAGAACGUUUGUAUGAAUGAUGCCACAUGUGUAAACAAACCAGGAGGUUAUGAAUGUGUUUGUCCACCUGGUUUUACUGGAACAGGAUGUACAUUUGAUGUCAAUGAAUGCAAUGAGUUUAUUGGAAUUUGUCAAAAUGGUGGACAGUGUGUCAACACAAUUGGAAGUUAUAGAUGUCAAUGUCCUCUGGGCUGGCAAGGAACUAACUGUACAGUGGAUAUUGACGAAUGUUUGAUUGCUAACCCUUGUCUGAAUGGAGCUACUUGUAGUAAUACACCUGGGCUGUAUGAAUGUCUAUGUGCACCAGGAUGGACAGGUCAAAAGUGUCAACUGGAUAUAAAUGAGUGUAUAGAUACCAAUAUUUGUUUAAAUGGUGGUUAUUGUAUGAACACACAGGGAUCCUACCAGUGUCAAUGUGCUCCCGGAUGGACAGGCCCUACCUGUUCUAUAGAUAUUGAUGAGUGUUUACAGACGCCAUGUCUAAAUCUGGCUAUCUGUACCAAUACACCAGGGUCAUACCAAUGUCAAUGCCCUCCAGGAUUCACAGGACCUAACUGUGGAAUAAACAUCAACGAAUGCCUGGCUAACCCCUGUUUGUUUGGAGGUACCUGUAUAGAUACUAUUGGAUCCUAUGUUUGUCAGUGUCCACCUGGCAGGGGAGGUCUCAACUGUAAAAAUGAUACUGAUGAGUGUGUAUCUAAUCCAUGUUUCAAUGGAGGAACGUGUGAGAACUUGGAAGGAUCAUACAGGUGUAUCUGUCCCAAAGGCUAUACUGGAACCAGAUGUGAAGGAAAUGUGAAUGAAUGUUUAACCAUCCCUUGUAAAAAUGGUGGAACCUGUUUUGAUAAUGUAGGAUCCUUUUCAUGUAUAUGUGCUCCAGGCUGGGAAGGUCCAGAGUGUACAGUUGAUAUAGAUGAAUGUAUAAGGUUCAGUCCAUGUCAGAACGGAGCUCAGUGUACCAACACACUUGGGUCAUACACCUGUUCUUGUCCAGCAGGAUGGACUGGUCCUAACUGUGAUAUAGAUAUAAAUGAGUGUUUUAACAACCCCUGCUUGAAUGGAGGUACUUGUGUGAACAACUUAGGAUCCUAUCAGUGUAUAUGUCCACCAGACUACACUGGACCUAACUGUGAAAUCAAUAUAUUGACCGGAUUCCAAUACAACUUCAAAGUUUUAAAUACAUCAUGGACCCCACAACUGAUGAACAACAGAAGUUCAGAGUAUAUCAUGCAAGCUGCAUCUUUCUGUGCAGAUGUUAACAGAAUUAUUCGUCAGUAUCCCAAUUUGUUCCCUAAUUUCAAAGAAUGCAAAGUGACUGAGUUUAUACGAGAUGUUCAGACUGGGAACGUUGGUAGUGUAAACUGGGAGGCCGUGUUCACAGGAGACCAGAAUCAAGGACUAUCGCAAACACUCAAGGACACCCUGUUUAGUGAACUACCGCAAGAAAUAUGGGGCAAUUCCAAAGCUAUAAGAAUAGGAAACAUGUUGAUUUAUCUUAUGGACUAUGAGACAACUAGAGCACAGCUUGACCUACAGGCAUUAAACUUGACUUGGAACAAUGAUUUGUUGAAUCCAAACUCAUUUUAUUUCAAGUCCUACUCACAAGCUAUUUGUGCUGAUAUUGAUCGACUCAUGCAGCAAUUCAAAGGCCAGUUCCCAGGUUACACUGGAUGUAGAGUCACAGCAUUUGGAAAUAAUCCAACUACAGCAUCAAUUGAUCUGACAUUUGAAGGUCAACAUUUCAACCUUCAAGACAGAAUUAUGAACCUGUUUAAAACUCAACUUCCUGAAGUUCGUUACCAGAAUUUCCUUGGAUAUGUCCUUGGAAAUCUAUUGUUCUUCAAAGACUUCUUCACAGACUUUACUGCAGUGCCCUUGACCUUCAGAGUACUCAAUUUAACAUGGGACCAACAACUUCUGAAUAAAAAUUCUGGAAUGUUCCAAGGUCAUGCCAAACUGUUCUGUGCAGAUGUUGACAAUUUAUUGAAGAGACAUCCAUCACUAUUCCCUGACUAUGAAAGCUGCUCAAUAAAAGAGUUUGGGAAUAACCCAGUAACCAUAACAAUGGAACUACAGUUUGGUGGUUCCAAUAAGAACGUUCAACAGUUACAACAGAAUGUUGCUGGUAUGAUGUUUGAAGACUUCCCUAGAUAUCGCUACAUGAACAGUAUUGGUCAUCUUGUAGGAGAUCUAAUUGUCUUCUAUGAUACAUGGGAGUAUAUUCUGCAUGAUGCCUGGUUAUCAAACAUCACCUACUAUGUAUACAGUCUUCCACAAGCUGAACAACAUCUCAACAAGGACUCCUCAGAAUUCAAAGAAUUUGAGACUAAUUUCUGUAAUGAUAUUAAUAACUUUUUCAAAAACAGCGUGUUGCAACAGAGAUAUUACCGAUGUUUCUUUGAUCACAUAGCUCCAGGCAGCCCAGACUAUACACUGACCUUCAGUCUGGUAUUCAAUGGUACAGAUGAAAUCCAACAGGAACUAGUUACCAAUGCUAUAACCAGUCAGGCAGACACUUAUCCCAUACAGAACAGAGACAUGAUGUUUAUUGGAAACAACCUCGUCUACUCUGGAGGUGGAUUUGAUAACAUUGCCAUCAAUAUAUCAGAUUAUCUACUUGGACCUGUAGGACCCACACCUAGUCCAGUGAAGACAGUUUACAACAUGUCCUUUGUGUUGCUGAACUUUGAUUACAAUUCUCAGCUGUCCAAUCCUAACUCAGCUCAAUUCCAAAUGCUGGCAAACAGAUUCUGUAAAGCAUUAAAUGAAACAUAUGGACCAGUAACAGAUGCAUCAGGGAGACUGGUUCCAAGAGAAUCUUUUAAAGAUUAUGAAAACUGUGAAGUCAAAGCAUUUACGAGAGAUUCAUCUGGAGUUGACAAGGUCAAUUUCAUCCUGACCUUCAGUGGUGAACAAGAUUCAACGUUAGUUACCUUGAUAAAGGGAUUGUUGAUAGAGAAUGCUCCCAGAGAAACAGUCAAUGGUCAAAUUACACUGCAUGUUGGUGGCCUGUAUGUGUUUGAGAGUGACUUAGCUAUUGAACAGGCUACUGUUUCUGCCACAAGUCCUGGAUCAGGUUCAACCGGUCCCACUGCUACAGUACCUCAAACCUUUCCAACAGAGCCAGUCACAACAACAACGUCAACGCCUACGGAUCCUUGCAAGCCUGAUAAACACAACGAGUAUUUCGCUGUUCCUGGAGAUUGUAAUAGUUUCUAUGUAUGUUCUUUUGGAACAACAUACAAAUUUAGAUGUGCUGGUACCACGGUUUUCUAUGCACUGAAGAAUGCAUGUGAUAUAAACGAUGGCACUAUACAGUGCUAGAAACCAAACUUCAAAACUAUAUUAUUAAAGUACUAUACAGUGAUAGAAACAAUUCUAUUACAUUUAAGUACUUAACAGUGCAUGUGAUAGAAAAAAAAUGCAUUUCAGUACUAUACAGCGCUAGAAAUGAUAAUAUAUCAUUUAUUCAUUCAUUCAUUCAUUCAUAUCUUUAUUUCCUCUAUUAAGAGAUUCAAUGAACAAUCAUAUAUGCAAACAGAUCAAAUCAGAUAAGUUUUCAAAACAUGAUAAUAACACAAUAUGAUAUUACAAUAUGUACAAAACAAAAUAAAGUUCUGUGCUAAUAUAUAUAACUGAAGAAAAAUUUUACAAAAUUUGCUCUCACUAACGACGGUUCAUGCACUUGCACAUUAACGAAUCGUUGUUCUCCUUAAUCUACUAUAUGCAGCGACACAGUAUGCAACGUGCACAUGACAAGUCUUUGGAAAACUGUCGGUGUCUAUCUUGUUUGUUGUUACGUGCUUGCCCAAAAAAAUAAAGUUCCACAAAUAAAUGCAAUGGAUUUUUUUCAAUUAUGAACUCCCACCACGAUCUCUGAUUAAAUGAGUUCCGCUACAGCUACAACAUGCAUGUACAUAUACAUCUAAAAACUGAGUGUUACAUAAAUCGCAUGAACAUCCAGUGGUUUUUGGAAUUACGGUUAGUAGUUUUGGAAUAUCAUAGGCGUUUACGAUUUCUCUGGAUGAUUUAGAACUUUUCCAGAAUUCUGGAACUCUAACCGAGGUGAACACUUCUAAAGCGAGAAAAGUUACUAUCGUUAUGUAAACGACGAGACCAUUCGUCAGUUUGUUCUUUGUCAACUGUAGUAAAAUCUUGCUUUUAUUUAUGCAAUAGUAUGUCUAAAUGGUUUUUUUGGAAA